Molecule: messenger RNA, 411 nt
Organism: Gryllus bimaculatus (two-spotted cricket)
Lineage: Eukaryota; Metazoa; Arthropoda; Insecta; Orthoptera; Gryllidae
Source: the annotation of a GenBank genome assembly
AUGCACCGAAGUAGGAGCGAUGUGUGUGUGUGUGUAAGAAAGCGAAGGGCCGCGGUUGUCGAACUGACGGGGCCGUGCAAGAUGAGGUCGGAUCGAGCAGAUGGGCGACCGCGGUGUCACGGGAGGAAGGGGAGACAAGACGGGGGGGCGGGGGCAGAGACACUUCCGGAUGGAGGGCAGGUAAAGAGAUGUAUUGAAGAUGAACGGAUAGAGCCGAAUAGUGUUCCAGAUAAAUGGCUUGCUCUUCGAACUUGUGAGUGGGAAAGACUGCAGCUGCUGGUCAUCGCCGCGUGGGCGGCGAUCGCUUCCGUUUCGUAUUAUAUCUGCAAUUAUGAAUCUAUUAUUAUUAUUAUUAUUAUUAUUAUUAUUAUUAUUAUUAUUAUUAUUAUUAUUAUUAUUCCUAAUGAUUAA